CAAGCCUACUGUUGUAUCGCAUAACUUGAUUUUGAAAGCGUUUGUGAAAGAGAACAAGAUUUAAUCUGCACCCUAAUGGGUUGAGAACAUGGAUGUGAGUCCUAAUAUUGAUACUUACAAUUUAUUGUUAGCGCUUAUUUGAAGAAUGGGGAUCAAAUGGAUUUGAUAGGUUAUGAAACAGGUUUUGAAGAAAGGUUUAUAGGGCAAUUUGACUACUUAAUAAUCAUAGGAUUAAGAGGCUAGGAUUAAGGAAUGAAGUUGCUGGAUGACAUGGUUUCAAAAGGGGUGAAGCCGAUUUCAGCCACUUACAAUACUAUCAUAGAUGGGUUGGAUUCAGGUCUGGAAAUGAGUAUGGAAAUUAUAAAGAGGAACUGGGUUCCUCCAUUUGAGGCAAUGGAAGGUCUGGUUAAAGGGUUGGUAGAAAGGUCAAGAUCAGAAGAGGCUAAGCAGGUUGUUGAGAAGAUGAAAAAGAGGCUAAAGGGGGAUGCCCUAGAAUCAUGGGGGGAAAUUGAAGCUGCUGUUCCUUUAUUAAACUAUAGAAGCCAUACACUGCCUGGUUAAAGAGUUGAUGGAAAUGUCAAGGUCAAAAAGAGGCAAAACAAGUUGUUGAGAAGUUAAUAAAGAACUAAAAGGGAAUGUGCUAGAGUCAUUGUUGAAAAUCAAAGCUGCGCCUCCAUAGAAUGUGGAGAUAAAUAGUCAUCAAAAGAUAUGAUCAUUUCUAUAUUGUUGAAAUUGCUAUUAAACUUUCAAUUCAACCAUUUUUUUAUAUCCAAAAAAUCUCGA
Messenger RNA from Durio zibethinus, 783 nucleotides. NCBI's taxonomy places the organism in Eukaryota, Viridiplantae, Streptophyta, Magnoliopsida, Malvales, Malvaceae. The record is from RefSeq and is a predicted model, not a curated record.